Linum trigynum is the source of this 1673-nucleotide messenger RNA. The record is from the annotation of a GenBank genome assembly. NCBI's taxonomy places the organism in Eukaryota, Viridiplantae, Streptophyta, Magnoliopsida, Malpighiales, Linaceae.
CUUAAUAUUGAAGUAAAUCUUGAAUGAGAUUUUUUAAAAAAUUCAUGUGUUUCUUGUUCAUCAUAUCACAAGUGACGAUCGAUAACGUUUUGACAUGAUUCACAUACUCGAAAUGACAAUUAUGAGACGAGUACAUUGGAUGCACCAAAAAAGUAAGUGCGCUGAAGACAAAACCAUAUAGGAAUGAUAAAAGGAGCACUUCUACUAUGCUAUAUAGUUUUGGUGCUUUAAUGUACAACUUAAAGUUGUACCAUAAAAUUAAAUGUAUAAGUUUAGGUUGUACCAUAAAGUAAUUUGUACCAUUAUGUUAUGGUACAACUUUACAACUUGAAGUUGUACCAUCACAUAAAGGUACAAGUUCAAAUUGUACCAUAAAAGAAUUUGUACAGAAAAUAUAGGUACAAUCUGAAGUUGUACCAUAACGUAAAUGUACAAUUUUAAGUUGUACCAUAAAGGCAAAAUCUUAUAGUAUCAAUACUAUAUAGCAUUGUAAAAUUUCUCACGAUAAAAGAUUGAUUCUAGCAGCCAAACUAAACGACGAUCACAAAAGGGCCCGGCGCCGGAAGCAAUUUAGUUAAUUACUACAUAAACAAGCCGCUGCAAGAUUCUAGUAACCAAAUUAAAGACAGAAACACCAGCGUCGUCAAUAUCAAAGUGCAAAGACGUACGCAUCCGAGUGACUCCGACUCACAUAUUAUAUUUAGUCAUCAACUUUUAACAAUAAUUACAUGCAUAUAUACGUACAAAAAAUAAGAAUAUCGCCUGAUCGAAGCUGUCCGUGCACAAACGACAUAACAAAAACAGACAAAAAACACUUCCAUUGUUGAUUUGAUCAAGACGGUGAUACCGAAGUGAUCUAGCUAGAACCGUUGGAUUCACGUAAUGUAAUCUAGAAACUUGUCUGUGUAUGAACCCAUGCAAGGAUCGUAGCCGAUUUCGCAAGCUAUAAAAACCCACUUCUCGUCACCUUUAUUUUCCAACACCAACACCAACGACAAAUUAAAGAGAGCUAUGGCUUCCUUUUCCUUCAAGAAAGCAGUGGUUCUGAGCGUUUCCAUCCUUUUCCUUCUCAUGUUAACCACACGUGUGGAGGCCGGGUGCGGCAGGAAAAAAACUCGCGUCCAUGGCUACAAGAGCGCUGUAUCGGAUCUUCUGAGCGAGGUGGUCGGCUCGGUUCCCAACAAAGCGAGCCUCUCCGUGACGAGGAAGGUGCGUCCGGUUCGAGUCGACGCCAGCUGCUACGACCCGUCUUCCGAUCCUAACGACUGCGGAGCUUGCCUUGGCGGUGUUGUCACCUCGCUCGCCCAAUAUUGCCUGGCUUCAGGGGAUGUAAGGGAAAGCGGCAGCUUCUCUGGGAAUGGAUGCCGGGUCCAAUACAAAAGGCUUAAUUAAGUGAGAGAGAAGCUAAUUAAGAGAAACCGGCCGGCCGGCCACUUGAAUGAAUGAAUGAAUCCGUUCGUUCCUAGCUAGGGUUUGCGUUCCUAGCUAGGGUUUGUGUGUGUUUCCUUUCACUUUCACUUUCAGUUUCAGUCUUCCUUUCACGUGUCCCACAAUUGAUCUUCUGAUUUUGUGGUGGUCGACAGCAUUAAGAUCGAUGCACGUACAAGAUCAUACCAGAGAUGUCGUGAGAUCGAUGUGUGCAAGUUGUUUCUCAAUAUAUAUUAUAUUUAUGU